AGCCAGCGGAAACGCCUCCGUUUUACAAAACAAAGGGAAGAGGCGGGAGGCGUGCGCGGUCGGCUGGGCGCCGACCUCGGGUGGGUUCCUGCGGCCCCGGCGCUCCCGCGCCUUUGGGCAGCGAUGGAGCGGAGCCCGGGGAGCGGCGGGCGCUGGGAGUGCGGCAGCCCCCCGGCGCCUCCAGAGCUCACCCCGGACGUGGAGGAGCUGCAGAGCCGCGUGCAGGAGACCCUGGAGCUGCUGUCCCCGCAGGACCUGCGCAACUUCCGCCUGCUCCUCAAGACCGUGGACGAGGAGCCGCGGGUGAGCCCCGUGAAGCUGGAGCUGGAGGGCCACAAGAAGGCGGGGCUGGCGCGUCUGGUGGCCCAGAACUACUGCGAGCCCGCCGCGUCGCGCGUCCUCGUCAAGGUGCUGCGGCAGCUCCGCCGCGCCGACCUGCUCAGGCUCUGGCAGGGCGCCGCGGACCGCGGGGGGAUUCCAAGAAAGAUUCUAAAGAGAAGCCAUGACUGUGUGGAUGGAGAACUGGACCGUUAUGACCUGAGUGGCAGUCGGAAGGCUUUUCUCAUGUGUGUGGAGAAGAGCAGACCAGGGGCUCACCGGGACAUCGAGCUAAUGAAGGAAUGGCUUGGCCAGUGCCAGUUUGAGCAUACGGCGUGCAUCGAUCCGAACAAGAUGGAGUUACUCAGGAAAAUAACAUUAUUUCGUGAUGGACUCAAUGAAAUUAAAGGUGAUGUUGGCUGUUGCCUCAUUACCCUUAUGUCCCAUGGGGAGAAUGGCUUUAUUAAAAUGGAAGACGGUGAAAAAGUCAGCCUGCAGGACAUUUUUGAAAUGUUUAAUAAUAAAAACUGUCCAGCACUUCAGGAGAAACCGAAGAUCUUUAUCAUCCAGGCCUGUAGAGGAGAGAGAAGAGACAGCGGUGUUGAGACCGAUGAUGAACCCAUGGAGUCUGAUGAUGUAUCUGAGAAGAGGAGGCUGCCCACAUUCAGUGAUUAUUUCAUCAUCUAUCCCACCCAGGCAGAUCACGUUGCUCUACGGCACCCUCGCACUGGCUCCGUGAUGAUUGAAGCAAUGUCCGAAGUCUUUAAACAGUACGGAAAUAAGUGGCACAUCGCUGACUUUUUCACCAGAGUGAAUAACAGAGUGGUGCACACUGAGUUUCAUCUGCACGAGGAACCAAUUAAAGUAUCACUUGUCAUGGAAUCAACUUUAACUAAAUCCGUGUACUUUUGACAGCGGGAAGAUGAAAAACUGAGGACUGUUUUGUAGCCAACUUUGUAAAUAGCGGGGAGUAUUUGUAGCAUAGAACGAAUGGUUAUCAUUUUGCGUUAUCACUGUCACUGGCUGUAUUUCUCCAAUUUGUUUUGUCUACAUACGGUAUUUCUCCAAGACUGGACCGGGCUUAUUUGACACUUGUAAAUAAUUUGGCUUCUUUGAAAAGAGAACUGUUUUUUGAAAAUGAUUUUUCCUGAACUGUUAUCAAAACAUGGGAGUCCAGCUCUAUGCGUGGACCAUUUUUAUCGUGUGCUUCUCUUCUUGAUUACCCCCCAUCAUCUUCCACUUUGGUGCUGGUGUCCUCGUGUCCUUGGCUCAGUCUUCAUGUAGUCUUACCUGUGUUUCACCUGAUUUCCUCCGUAUUGUUGUCUAUGGCCAAACUCGUCUCUGUUUUGACUCUAUAAGCCAUUCCUGAGUCUUAUCUGGAUGUCUUCGUUUGCACUUUAUGCCCUUGAUGCCUCAUUGUUCACCUUCGCCUCGUUCCCCAGCUUCUCCUGUGCCAUUGUAGUACCUUGGAGAGGUACCUGCAGAGUUUGGCUGAAGCAUCCUUUGUGCAGGAAAGCUUUUGUAACCCUUCAUGCUAGGUCAGCCCUUUCUUCAUGCCCACAGACCCCGUGACUUAGCAAUUAGCACCACUGAACUUAUUAAAUGACCAAAUAUUAGCUGUUGAUCUCUUUCUCCAGUUCAGUCAUAAGCUCCAAGAGGCAGAGGCCACUCGUCUCAUUCAUUGUUGUGUCUCAGCUACCCCCGCCCAUGCCUUAAGACAUAGAGAAGCACUGUGAUGCAUGUUUAUUGAAUAACUGGUCUCUGUCUUUCCAUUAUUUUGUUCAUUCCUCAGACCUUGCUUCAUUACCUCUGUGCAUCUAGCCACCUUCUAGUCAUCCCCACCAGGUUGGAUGUCCUGUGGCCGCUUUAACUGAACGAGUUGGAAGUCAACCUGUUACCUUAAAUCUCUCCAUAAAACUCAUCCCAUUAUUGAUAAUCUUUGACUCUCCACUGCCUGCAGAAUAUAUGCCAUUUCCCCUAAGAGAAUAUUCCAAGUCCUUCUCUGUCGGGCCUUAAACUAUACUACUUGUUUUGGGGGUUUAUUUUUAUUGUUGUUUUAAAGAUUUUAUUCACUUAUUCAUGAGAGACAGAGAGAGAGAGAGGCAGAGACAUAGGCAGAAGGAGAAGCAGGCUCCCUGUGGGGAGCCCAAUGUGAGACUCAAUCCCAGGACCUCUGGAUCACAACCUGAGCUGAAAGGAGAUGCUCAGCCGCUGAGCCCCCCAGGUGUCGCAACCUAUACUACUAGUAUACUACCCACUUGUCCUGGGUCUUGACCACACCAGAUGAUUUGCCCUCCCCUCAAAAGUGCCCUCUCCCAGAAUCAGGCUUAUAGAUUACUGAAUGUUGAAUGAAUGCUUUUGGCUAUUUUAUCAGUUCAUUCUCUCCUUUCCCUCUGAAAUGCCCUUUGUUUUCAUUAUGUUCUUCCUCUAUACCAUACAUUCCUUAGGGUGCAAGUUGGGUCCCAUCCCACUAGAAGGAAAACCUGCAUAUAGGCCAGGUUUAGAGUAAGAAACUCCAGUCUGAGCAUGAGUUUUCAUUGCAAUCGUGUUCUAACUUUCUGUGUAACUUUGGACCAUAUUACACCCGGUUUCCACAUCAUAAAAGGAGAUUUGGCUCGGCUGAGAACUCAUUCCACUGGACUUCAAUGAACUUUGGCUUCUUAAUAAACUGUGAAUAUCCUAUAGGUGUGGCUAUUCCUGAACCUAGAGGUUCAAGCUGGCAGUUGCCUGACAUGGUUGGGCCUGUAUGAGGAUACAAGUGUUUGGUGAAAAUGCUCUGAAGAUUGAGGGUCACAGUGACUGAAGCAACCCAGAAUCUCAGGCCAGUCUCCAUUUCAGGGACAAUUGUGUCUUUUUUAGUUAAUGUGACUUCUCAAGUAUAUAUGUAUGUGAUUUAAUUUUUAAACCUGUUGAGUUUUGUAUUUGAUGUGUAACUUCACUUUUUUUUUAUAUAAAGCAUUAAAAUGUCACCUUGGUUCAUAAAAUA
This is a messenger RNA of Nyctereutes procyonoides (raccoon dog), 3304 nucleotides long. Its product is annotated as caspase-14-like. Gene Ontology annotation, molecular function: cysteine-type endopeptidase activity. The record is from RefSeq and is a predicted model, not a curated record. The coding region runs from base 124 to 1230 and encodes 368 amino acids. The transcript has 7 exons. Lineage: Eukaryota; Metazoa; Chordata; Mammalia; Carnivora; Canidae. Gene Ontology annotation, biological process: proteolysis.